This is a messenger RNA of Protomyces lactucae-debilis, 2370 nucleotides long. RefSeq lists its product as uncharacterized. NCBI's taxonomy places the organism in Eukaryota, Fungi, Ascomycota, Taphrinomycetes, Taphrinales, Protomycetaceae. The record is from RefSeq and is a predicted model, not a curated record. Bases 252 to 1979 code for a protein of 575 amino acids. The transcript has a single exon.
UAGUUAGUAGUCAGUCGUCUGUCUGUUCCUGCUUCCCAUCUGAGGCUGCCGCCGACUCAACGCGACUCACAAGACGACACAAAGGCGACACUCCUCUGUGCCUCUACCCAGCUCCUGUCCUCAACGGGAGCAUACUUUUCAGAGUCGCAGACAGCUACACUACCGCUUCUCGUGACUAGUGCAGAGAUCCAGCGUCUACAACAGACAGCGCAUCCACCAACAUCCAGAACCAAGAUAGUCUGCCCCACACCAUGACUUCAUCGCUUCAGACAGCCUCGAAGGAUCCUGCAAAGGCAGUAGACACAAGUAUGCUAGAUGAGUAUGAGCUGGUCCAAACUGCGCAUGGCGUAGCAACUACAUACGCUUCCAGCAGCUGUGACGAGACACACGAAGAUGACCUGUCUUCCCUGACUGAGCACACGACCGACGAUGAGGAGGAUCGCCACUCAAACAACGACUCGACCACUUCUCAAAAGACAAGUGGAUAUCACCCCCAGCGCACAACAGACGCAAGCUCCAGUGAUGAACAUCCUGCUGGUGAAAGUGGCGAUGAUUGGGAGGACGAGAUGGAAUCUCGACAAGCUGAAAGUAACGUCACAUUACAGAUGCCAGCAGUGCAUGGGUCUCGAGAACUCCCACGACAGGAGGAGCCAUUGCGUCCUGUUCAAGAGCAGGUUAAUUUCUUUGAUCACCCUGUGAAAGGCCCCAUGGCGGCUAUUGUGUCGUGGCUUGCCUUCUUUGCUUUCCUAUAUGCAGUGGGCGUCUUUGACGGAGAGCGAGACAAGUCGACUGCUACGGAGUAUGCAAAACUCCCGCUCACCUUUGGCAACAUGUCAAAGACCUUGACGUCUCUUGAAUUCCAUCAACUUUCUGGCAUCAACACGCUCAUCGUCCUACCAUUAUACCUACGCGUUCAGCAUAACCAGAAGAUGCCAUCCAUCAUGGCCAUUAUCAAGCGCGAAGGGUCCAAUGAAUUCAUACAAAGCAAGUUGUCGCUCGUUUUGGAUAAUCUCUACUCCCUCGACUGGUCACCCGCCGAGACAUGGGGUACGCUGGUCGUCCAAGCGCGUUACAAGCUACCGGGUACGUAUGCAGGAUGGCAAGAAGACGCCUACUCUAUCCAUUAUGAAAGGUUAGCUCCCCCUGCGCUACGACCAACAGACUUUGAAGAUAUGCUGUACAAACGUUAUCGUCACAUGGAUGAAUUGAAGGGGCAAGUCUUGGUCAAGCUGGACCGUCUCCUCAAAACUCUGGACAGCAGGUGGCCUGCUCGUCUCUAUGACGAUGAUGUAUCGAUGAAGCGGGAUGCAAAGCAGCCUGAUAAGGAGUCCAAGACGAAGAUGAUGGGGUUUCUCAAUAAGUUGAUGAAGCAAGAGACCGCAGUACAUGACCCUCAAGCACAAGCAAAACCACACUCUGCAAUCUCGUCGUCAAGCACUCCCAAGAACCAAGUCGAUGCUACAGACCAAUCCGCAGUGGCUUUAAAUGUUGCCAAAGCAGCAGCUGGAACCGAAUCACCAACAGCCCCAAAAGCAAUACUUGAAGCUGUUGAACAUCUACUUAAGGGCCUCGAAAAGGCAAAACUUGCUACGAGAAGGGAAACGCAAGACAAGGCUAAACAGAGUGCAAAACAAGCUCUGCAUGCAAUCUCCAAUGUCGCAAGGACAUCCAUUGUCAAGACAAAACAAGGGGUCGAUGGAUUGAUGGGAACAAUGGCGAUUGUCAAGGAAAAGUCAAAGCAUGGUCUUGAGCGCUACAACAAGCUUGUCAAGGGCGAGAAGGCAACCAUGGCACGGGAAAGACUCAAGCGUGGAACGAAACGCGCACAGUCGGCUGCCAAAAUUGCGUCAGCCAAAGUAACGCAAGCUGGUAAGGAUGGGUAUGUGUCGCUCAAGCAUCGAGUCUUGGCACAGUGGCAUGAACGACGCAAUCAGAAGAUGAAACAAGUGAUGGCGGCUGAGAUGCCAAACAAUGAUUGACGAUGAGUCCAGCGAUAGCGAUAGCGUAUGUGUAUGUCAGUGAGCAGUGUUCAGUCUUUACUUGCCUCGUGCUGUCAACACUUGAUGAGUCAAUUUCAGGGGUCAGUCGUGGUCAUUCGGGCCUUCAAGAUGCAGCAUCACUGAUUCUUGAACUUACCGAGGACCUCCUCGAGCACUUUUGAGACAUAUAUGAGAAAGCCCCGGCUUUGUGGUUGACACCAUACAUGUUAUGCUCACGCGACCGAACAUGCAGCCCGAUAUGCUCUGAAGGCCCUUGGACCCAGUAGCGAUAUGAAGUAUCGUCACUUGUCACAGUGUUGCAGCAGAGUUGUCUGACUCCAGGCUAUAAGUUCAUGCUGCCUUGGCCACUCAGAUGGGUAAUGGGAACAGC